UAAGCAUUAAAAAGAGCCCGUUUAAUCAGAAUCUAAAACAAAUUGGAUAAUCAAUCGAUCCAAGUUAAAUAUUAAGCUCUGAUAGAUAGUUACUGUAAGUGCAUUUCAAUGGAACAAUCAAAACUGAAUUUUUAGUAAAAAGUUAAGCAUAGAAGAAUAUUCUCACUUGUAUUAACCACCCCCUUUCUCUCUCUCUCUAAAAAACUGAUCUUUCUCUUUCUAUUUAUAUGAGAGGAGGAAGAAGAAGAACGAUUGAGAAUAAAGCAAAACAGAGCAAAACAGAGCAAGACAGAGAUGGGGAGGGGGAAGAUAGAGAUUAAAAAGAUAGAGAACCCAACGAACAGGCAAGUGACAUACUCUAAGAGGAGGGUUGGGAUCUUGAAGAAGGCCAAGGAGCUCACUGUUCUCUGCGACGCUCAAGUCUCUCUCAUCAUGUUCUCCAGCACUGGCAAGCUGGCUGAUUACUGUAGCCCUUCUACUGAUAUUAAGGGGGUAUAUGAGAGGUACCAGGUUGUUACUGGCAUGGAUCUAUGGAAUGCUCAAUAUGAGAGGAUGCAAAAUACACUGAAGCAUCUCAACGAGAUCAACCAAAACCUUCGCAAGGAGAUUAGGCAGAGGAAGGGAGAAGAACUGGAGGGGAUGGAAAUAAAGGAACUGCGCGGUCUUGAGCAAACUUUGGAAGAGUCUCUAAGAAUUGUUAGACAGAGAAAGUAUCAUGUGAUCGCCACACAAACUGACACUUACAAGAAAAAGCUUAAAAGCACUAGGGAGACCUACAGAGCUCUAGUACAUGAACUGGAGAUGAAAGACGACAAUCCGAAUUAUGCUUUCAGUGCAGAAAACCACAACAGAGUCUAUGAAAACUCGAUUCCAAUGGUGAAUGAUUGUCCUCAGAUGUUUUCUUUCAGGGUUGUUCAGCCAAUCCAGCCAAAUCUGCUUGGUAUAGGAUACGAAUCACAUGAUCUUAGCCUCGCAUGA
Molecule: messenger RNA, 978 nt
Organism: Dendrobium catenatum
Lineage: Eukaryota; Viridiplantae; Streptophyta; Magnoliopsida; Asparagales; Orchidaceae
Product: MADS-box transcription factor 16-like
Exons: 7
Coding region: 295-978 (227 amino acids)
Biological process (GO): positive regulation of transcription by RNA polymerase II
Cellular component (GO): nucleus
Molecular function (GO): RNA polymerase II cis-regulatory region sequence-specific DNA binding; protein dimerization activity; DNA-binding transcription factor activity, RNA polymerase II-specific
Source: RefSeq, a predicted model, not a curated record